Molecule: messenger RNA, 1869 nt
Organism: Procambarus clarkii (red swamp crayfish)
Lineage: Eukaryota; Metazoa; Arthropoda; Malacostraca; Decapoda; Cambaridae
Source: RefSeq, a predicted model, not a curated record
CCACUGUGGUCAUCGGGGCGCCGGCCACUGUGGUCACCUGGGCGCCGGCCACUGUGGUCACCUGGGCGCCGUGGUCACCUGGGCGCCGGCCACUGUGGUCACCUGGGCGCCGGCCACUGUGGUCACCUGGGCGCCGGCCACUGUGGUCACCUGGGCGCCGGCCACUGUGGUCACCUGGGCGCCGGCCACUGUGGUCACCUGGGCGCCGGCCACUGUGGUCACCUGGGCGCCGGCCACUGUGGUCACCUGGCGCCGGCCACUGUGGUCACCUGGGCGUCCGGCCACUGUGGUCACCUGGGCGCCGCCGGCCACUGUGGUCACCUGGGCGCCGGCCACUGUGGUCACCUGGGCGCCGGCCACUGUGGUCACCUGGGCGCCGGCCACUGUGGUCACCUGGCGCCGCCACUGUGGUCGGCCACUGUGGUCACCUGGGCGCCGGCCACUGUGGUCACCUGGGCGCCGGCCACUGUGGUCACCUGGGCGCCGGCCACUGUGGUCACCUGGGCGCCGGCCACUGUGGUCACCUGGGCGCGCGGCCACUGUGGUCACCUGGGCGCCGGCCACUGUGGUCACCUGGGCGCCGGCCACUGUGGUCACCUGGGCGCCGGCCACUGUGGUCACCUGGGCGCCGGCCACUGUGGUCACCUGGGCGCCGGCCACUGUGGUCACCUGGGCGCCGGCCACUGUGGUCACCUGGGCGCCGGCCACUGUGGUCACCUGGGCGCCGGCCACUGUGGUCCCCUGGGCGCCGGCCACUGUGGUCACCUGGGCGCCGGCCACUGUGGUCACCUGGGCGCCGGCCACUGUGGUCACCUGGGCGCCGGCCACUGUGGUCACCUGGGCGCCGGCCACUGUGGUCACCUGGGCGCCGGCCACUGUGGUCACCUGGGCGCCGGCCACUGUGGUCACCUGGGCGCCGGCCACUGUGGUCACCUGGGCGCCGGCCACUGUGGCCACCUGGGCGCCGGGCCACUGUGGUCACCUGGGCGCGGCCACUGUCCACUGGUCACCUUGGAGCCGGCCACUGUGGUCACCUGGGCGCCGGCCACUGUGGCCACCUGGGCGCCGGCCACUGUGGCCACCUGGGCGCCGGCCACCGUGGCCACCUGGGCGCCGGCCACCGUGGCCACCUGGGCGCCGGCCACUGUGGGCCACCUGGGCGCCGGCCACUGUGGGCCACCUGGGCGCCGGCCACUCAAGAGUGGGCGGUGUGGCCCCCGGACGCCCACAAGAGUGGGCGGUGUGGCCCCCGGACGCCCACAAGAGUGGGCGGGUGUGGCCCCCGGACGCCCACAAGAGUGGGCGGUGUGGCCCCCGGACGCCCACAAGAGUGGGCGGUGUGGCCCCCGGACGCCCACAAGAGUGGGCGGUGUGGCCCCCGGACGCCCACAAGAGUGGGCGGUGUGGCCCCCGGACGCCCACAAGAGUGGGCGGUGUGGCCCCCGGACGCCCACAAGAGUGGGCGGUGUGGCCCCCGGACGCCCACAAGAGUGGGCGGUGUGGCCCCCGGACGCCCACAAGAGUGGGCGGUGUGGCCCCGGACGCCCACAAGAGUGGGCGGUGUGGCCCCCGGACGCCCACAAGAGUGGGCGGUGUGGCCCCCGGACGCCCACAAGAGUGGGCGGUGUGGCCCCCGGACGCCCACAAGAGUGGGCGGUGUGGCCCCCGGACGCCCACAAGAGUGGGCGGUGUGGCCCCCGGACGCCCACAAGAGUGGGCGGUGUGGCCCCGGACGCCCACAAGAGUGGGCGGUGUGGCCCCCGGACGCCCACAAGAGUGGGCGGUGUGGCCCCCGGACGCCCACAAGAGUGGGUGGUGUGGCCCCGGACGCCCACAACAGACCAAGCACUUGACGAGUGCAACUGUUAG